UAAAUAUGAAGGCUGAAAUAAAGAUGUUCAUUCAACUUUAAAAGUGUAAGAAGUUACUUACAACAAGCUCGAAUUGUUUAAAGAAUUGGAAAAAACUGAAUUGAACUUUUUUCACUAUGGACGGAAAAGCAACUAUUAUUGUUCAUCAAUUUGGACGUGGACCAUUUUGUCCCAGUUUUACUCCAUUUGGUGUGAAACUAGAAACAUACCUGCGCAUGGCCAACAUCAAAUAUACAAAUGUAAAUGAUUGUAAGGUUUCUAAGAAAGGUAAAAUGCCGUGGAUAGAAUUUAACGGUCAGGAAGUAAAUGAUUCGAGUUUCAUCAUUGAAUUCCUUAACGAAAAAUACAAGCAAGAUUUUAACAGUCAUUUGAGCAGCUCUGACAAAGCUGUAGCCAGAGCCUUUCAGAAAAUGGCAGAGGAAAAUCUUUACUGGUGUAUGGUUUUACAUAGAUGUGUAUAUGACAAACAAGACUGGGUGUGCAAGGCUCUUGGUGUCAAUAGAUUUCUGGCCUGGUUGUUCUCCAGACAUAUAAAAAGUCGAGCAGAACAGCAAGGCAUCGGUCGCCAUAGUUUCGAAGAAAUGGUACAUAUAGAAGAGGGCGAUUUGAAAGCGAUGUCUGAAUUUUUAGAUACCAAGAAGUUUUUCUUUGGUGAUAAACCAUGCGAGACGGAUUGUGCUUUAUUUGGACAGUUAAGUCAGUUUAGAUGGCAAUUACCUGGUACCAAGGGUGAAUAUUUUGUAAACGAAAAAUAUACCAAUCUACGCGAGUAUUGUGAUCGCAUGAUGGAGAUGUUCUGGCCGGACUGGGAUAAAUGUUGUUCGGGUGAUAAUGAAGAGAAAAAAGAAAAAUGCUAAUUUACGAACAUUGUAAUUGUUCAAUAUAUAAAAUCGGCACACUCCAAUUAAAAUACAGAUCUAUAUUUCGUUUCGCUCAGAAUAAUGAAUUUGUAUGAAAUUUUCAAUAUAAUCAUUUAUCAAUAUCUAUUU
Patella vulgata (common limpet) is the source of this 989-nucleotide messenger RNA. Its product is annotated as failed axon connections homolog. Bases 117 to 857 code for a protein of 246 amino acids. The transcript is spliced from 6 exons. The record is from RefSeq and is a predicted model, not a curated record. Lineage: Eukaryota; Metazoa; Mollusca; Gastropoda; Patellidae. Gene Ontology annotation, cellular component: cytoplasm.